Molecule: messenger RNA, 2247 nt
Organism: Aspergillus ibericus CBS 121593
Lineage: Eukaryota; Fungi; Ascomycota; Eurotiomycetes; Eurotiales; Aspergillaceae
Exons: 3
Coding region: 133-2136 (667 amino acids)
Biological process (GO): protein targeting to lysosome; early endosome to late endosome transport; endosome to lysosome transport
Cellular component (GO): extrinsic component of endosome membrane; early endosome; late endosome
Molecular function (GO): phosphatidylinositol binding
Source: RefSeq, a predicted model, not a curated record
CCCCCUGCCUGAUGGGAAUCUCGUCCUGAGAUUCUUUCGAUCCCUUGGUUUCUUUUCUUAGCUCUCUUCUGUACAUAGCUCUCAUAUCUCUCGACUCUUAUUGUCCCCGUCCUGCUUGAUUCCUGCGAUGAGAUGACCAGCGACCCUCUCCGCCCGGGCCUCCAUCCGCUUUCGCAUCUCAAAGCUGGCCCAACGACCUCCAGCUCCAAGUCAACGGCUCUGCCCUCGUCUCCAACUUCGCAGUCUUUUGCUCAAGCUUCGACGCGCCCACAGCCGCUCCGAAAUGCUAGCCGAGAGGAUCCGGUCAAUGCGACGAGCGACAAGGCAACUGUUGCUCUGAUUCGACGCGUCCUCUGUCCCCAGACAGGAAAUCAUGGAGGUGUCGCUACUCCUCAGCCUCUGGAAGACCUGCUACCGCCCCUGACGAGCUCCAACGAGGUGGAUCGCCAGCUCUAUGCGCUUAUCGCAAUUGUGAUCAAGGAGUUUGUGUUCACGUGGUAUUCAAAGAUCACGUCCGAUCAGGUGCUCGUCAGCGAGGUCCUUCAGGUCAUUGCGCACUGUACCCGUGCCCUUGAGCAGAGGUUGCGCGAAGUCGAUGUUGCGCAGCUGUUUCUCGACGAGAUUCCUGCUCUAGUUGAGACACAUAUUACGUCAUAUAGACUAGCGAAGCAGCAGUCUGAAUCGUCUCAGAUCUCUCCCUCACUCCGUGAGCUUUACCAUGCUCUGAAUCCGCACCCAGGUCUUUCGCCCGUUCCUGAUCAAUCCGACAGUCAAGCGAUCGCACAGCAACGAGAAAACGAAUCGACAUAUCGACAGCUAUUGGUGCACGGGGCACUCUCAGUACUACUGCCGACAGAGGACUUGGAGAAUGUCUGUCUGCGGACCCUGCUCGGCGAUAUCCUGGCAGAUCUCGUUCUUGGUAAUGCAGUGGCCGGCAAAGUCAGCGAAGGAUGGUUCUUGUGGGAAAGUAUCACGAAGGUGGUUGACAUGACAGGACGCAAGGAUUCUGAGGACAGUGCUGCAACAGCAACAGCAACGCAGCGUCAACGAUCGCGACUGCACAAGUAUGGUCUCCUCGCGAAAGAAGAGCUAAAGGGCCAUCCGUCGUCCCAGGUCCAAGUGCGAAUUCCCGACUGGGUUUGGCAGAUGCUACAAUAUGUCUACAUGAUCUACGUGACUUUACGUUUCAUCGUGACCGGCCUGUUUCGCGUUGCAUCUACACCUCCGGUUACCUCGUCCCUGGCAUCUUGUACUCCAACCAGCGAUGCAGACGACACCCCCUCCUUGUGCACCACCCCUGGGAAGCGCCCUGUGCUCAACUACCGAUUGUAUGGCAUGGUGUCGCAACUGAUGGAUGUACCUCGGCGGAUGCCAUGGUUGGGGGGAAUGCUCGCACUGAUCCAGUAUCUGAUCCUGGCCGGUCCAGGUAGAUUGGGAGCGACCGAUAGUGUUCUUGAUAGGUUCCUUCACGAGACCAUCCAGGACCAUGUUCUUACCCUCGCUCUUUUGCCAAACCUGCUUCUUGCGACCCGGGCGGCGCUUUUCCCUUCGAACGCCCGUCCAGCGUCCACGGCGGCAGAUGGUCGCACCGCGGCUUCGGCGCCGCAUCUGUCCGUGCAACCUCCAACGCCGCCUAUAGCCAAAGGCCCUGUUAGCGACACCGCUGGCGCAAGUGACGCUUGCAGUAGCGUCUUCUCGCCUGGUCUGUCGGCGACAGCGCCCUUAUCGCCGGACCCGCGGCCUUCCACACCCGACGUCGCUUCUAUCAAGCGACGCUGUGCGGCCAGCAUUCUGUCCCGGGUUCCUCGCCCAAUCGCCCGCCGUUUUUUUGGUGUCCCGGCUGCUCCUAUCGAGCAACGCCCAGAGCGAUUGGACAGCUCCAGCGAAUCUGAAUCGCCAUGGCAGGACUCUUCCCGAGCACCAUCGACUGUCCCCCCCGCAGAUGGCGGCCUAGAAGAGUCGCUCCUACUCGCUGCCAUCGAGGAGGUUCUCGACCUCUUUGCGGACGACUAUUGCAACAAGCAUUUAAUAUAUUCCAUCAUAGAAGCCAUCCUCGCGAAGCUCCUUCCGGAAUUGUCUGAGCGCAGUAUCGCGGAGCUAAUGGAGGACAGGGGGGUACCCCUGGCCGCGAAGUGACUCUGCCAUGCGGGCUCAUAGACGGCGUAUGGUGUACGGUGCAAUGCGCUACAUCGAGAUAUUCCCACCUAGGAUAGUAAUGUUAAUGAUACCAAUAUCGCAUAGAUUUCA